Oryctolagus cuniculus (rabbit) is the source of this 458-nucleotide messenger RNA. It is a transcript of the gene HAMP, whose product is annotated as hepcidin antimicrobial peptide. Gene Ontology annotation, biological process: negative regulation of iron ion transmembrane transport; intracellular iron ion homeostasis; defense response to bacterium. Gene Ontology annotation, cellular component: extracellular region. The record is from RefSeq and is a predicted model, not a curated record. Lineage: Eukaryota; Metazoa; Chordata; Mammalia; Lagomorpha; Leporidae.
UGCCUCCCCUGGCAGGCCCCAUAAAAGUGACUGUCACUGACCCAGACACCAGAGCCAGCCCUAGACCCGACAGCAGGACAGCCAGACGACGGACAGCCCAAUGGCACUGAGCGUGCAGACUCAGGCUGCCUGCCUCCUGCUCCUUGUUCUCACUGGCCUGACCAGCGGCUCGGUUCUCCAGCAGCAGACACAGCAGCUCGCAGCCCGCCAGCCGCAGGACACAACCGGAGCCCAGACCAGCUUGAUGCCUGCUGCCCACAGCCUCAGCCGGCGAGACACCCACUUCCCCAUCUGCAUCUUCUGCUGCAGCUGCUGUAGGAAUUCAAAAUGUGGGAUCUGCUGCAAGACCUAGAGCCUGCCCGCCUGCCCGCCCGGCCCCGGCCCCCCUCCGCCCUUAUUUAUUCCUGCCGCCUUCCACAUUUGUCUGGCAAUAAAAUGGAUGGUUCUUUUAUUUUCCA